UAAUUACAGCAUAAAAAAGAGGAUCAUUAGCUGAAUUAGUCUGACUGCGCUGGCAGAGAUUGAUAAGAAUUGUCGGUGACGUCAUUGUUGUCACCGACAAUUCAGAAGUGUGAUUCAGAACAAAUUCAGUUGAAAAUUGAGUGUUUGUGUUAUUUUUUUUUUUUGGAGGAAAUCAGCAAAUUCCCUCCAAAAAGAAACAGCUCAAUCAGAUUGUGUGCGACAUUCUCAUUCUCAACUAACUUUUUUCUCUGUGGGCUAUAAAAUAUCGAAAUAAUGGGUGUGAGUGUAUUUAUUUAAUGUUCUUUUCUUGUUGCCCACAACACCAGAGUGCGAGAGAUUGAUGUUUUGAGGGAAUAUAUGUGUUAGCCUCUAUUUUGUGUGAAAACGGCGGAAAAACGAAGGAGUGUUCUUGUGCUCGUCUCAUAACGCGCGCUUUUAGUUCGAUUCGUCCAGUUGAUUGCCAAUCGUGCAACAGUGAAAGUGUUCUUCGCAGUUUUUUCUCCGCAAAACAUUAACAAAAAAAAAAACCUUCCCAGUUUUACAUUAAAAAAAAUCACAAUAAACCAAAAAAUCCGAAUCAACUGAGUUUCUUUUGUGCCAUUUAAAAAAAAAACCAAGACAAGAUCCAAUAUGUCGCACUCCGUCACCAUCACAAGAACAACCACAACAACCAGUGGGUCCUCGACGCUACUCCUCAACACGGGAUACAUGAAGACCUUUCCUGGAUUGCUAAAACUAGCACAAUUGCUCCUUGGAGCACUUGUGGUAGGAAUUCUGGGCUACUACAUUAGGCGAUUCAACUAUCUCGUCUCCGUAUCUGCCAGUGAACUCUUCUUCUUCACCAUAGCCGUAGCAUUUCUCAUAGGCACCUUCUGCCUCCUACUGUCUUGCCUGAUAUCUCUCAGUACUGGAGGAAUUAUUUCUAAAACGAUUUAUGAACUCAUCUACCAUACCGUUGCCUUCAUUCUCUAUCUGGCCGCAUCUAUUGCAUUUCUCGUGGAAGUUGUCAACAAAACAUCUUCGAGAUCUAGCAUUUACGACUGGUAUAUGGCAGCUUCAGUAAUUGGUCUGGUAGUUUCCGGACUUUACCUCCUGAGUGCCUUCUUGGCCCAGAGAUCUUACAGAGGCAUAUAAAAUACUCAGCUGGGAGAUUAUUGACUCUCCAGAGAGACGCUUCCACAGAAAACAAUGCUAUAUUUUCAUUUAUCUAUUUUUUUUUUGUAUAUUUUUGUUAUGUCAUAUUUUUUUGUAUCUCUAUGUAUUUAACAUAUUGUCCCCCUCUUUUCUCUUCAAUGUGUGAAAUAUUUCCAAAAUGUGUAAAAGCCAUUACUAGCAUUUGCACUGUAUUUGAUGUCAAAGAAAAAUAUACUAAUUCUCCUACACCAAA
Messenger RNA from Phlebotomus papatasi, 1387 nucleotides. RefSeq lists its product as uncharacterized. The transcript is spliced from 4 exons. NCBI's taxonomy places the organism in Eukaryota, Metazoa, Arthropoda, Insecta, Diptera, Psychodidae. The record is from RefSeq and is a predicted model, not a curated record. Bases 631 to 1134 code for a protein of 167 amino acids. Gene Ontology annotation, cellular component: membrane.